AUGUCUUCGGAUAAUGCUACAAUUGCUACUUUGACGACAAUUCAAGGAUAUCUACAAAAAUACUUCGGUAUAACUAUAAUUACUAUCACUUCAAUUGGAAAUAUAUGUAAUUUUAUCGUAUUCCUUCGUAUUCCACCAUUAAAUAAACAUCCUAAUGCAUUAUUUGUUAUCGCUUCAUCUAUUGGAAGUUUUAUUUUUGUAAAUGCUGCUUUAUGGACAACAAUCAUAAAUCAGUUUGCUCAAUUUAACUUGACAACUCGUUCAUUAUUUUGGUGUAAAAUAUAUACAUGGUUUUAUUAUUCAAGUGGCUGCUUCAGUUUUAUGUGUCAUUGUUUUGCAGCAUUGGGACAAUGUCUUUUAGUUUCACAAAAAAUUCAAUGGCAACAAUUUUUAACGCGUUUGAAAGCAAAGUUAAUUAUUAUAACCACGGCUAUGAUUUGGCUAUUAAUAUUUGUUCCAUUACCAAUUUAUAAUAAUCUCAUUCAAAUAUCAUCAGGAACGUAUUCAUGUCGAAAUUCUCUCCAAAUAAUAAGUCUUUACAUUAAUUAUUGGGUUAUAAUUGGUUAUUAUUUAUUGCCAACUCUAUUAAUUUUAAUAUUAUUUAUUUUAACAUGGUACAACUUACGACAAUUAUUACAACGACGUCGUAAUAUUGAAGGUGUAAUAACACGUAUGAUGUUAAUUCAAAUGUUUGUUAUACUGUUGUGCGGAAUUCCUGCAGCUAUAUGCAUAAUUUAUUUAUUAUCUACAUCGAAUAUGUCGAAAACCCGUUUAAGAUCAUCAUAUGAAAGUACAAUGAAUCUUAUUUUUACUUUAUUGACCUUUUUAACAAACGGAAUAUCGUUUUGGAUUUAUUUAUUCACAUCUCAAUCAUUUCGCAAACAUUUAAAAGAAUUUUUAUUGAGAGUAGUAACAGAGCGUGAGAUUGUCAAUGAAGCUGAAAUUCAAAAAUCCGCUGAUCAAUUUGUUUCUGCAGCUAAAUCAUUGUUACCUUAUUAUAAUGAUGAUUUCCUAUUGAAUACAGAUCAAGCAGGACUUCAGCUUGAGUUUCCUUCAACUCGAACUCUCUCAUAUCAAGGAGAAAGUAUGUUCAAUAAAUGGUCGAAUGAGCGAUAA
Messenger RNA from Adineta ricciae, 1116 nucleotides. The record is from the annotation of a GenBank genome assembly. Lineage: Eukaryota; Metazoa; Rotifera; Eurotatoria; Adinetida; Adinetidae.